Oncorhynchus keta (chum salmon) is the source of this 711-nucleotide messenger RNA. RefSeq names its product zinc finger protein 728-like. Gene Ontology annotation, molecular function: RNA polymerase II transcription regulatory region sequence-specific DNA binding; DNA-binding transcription factor activity, RNA polymerase II-specific. Gene Ontology annotation, cellular component: nucleus. Gene Ontology annotation, biological process: regulation of transcription by RNA polymerase II. Lineage: Eukaryota; Metazoa; Chordata; Actinopteri; Salmoniformes; Salmonidae. The record is from RefSeq and is a predicted model, not a curated record. The transcript is spliced from 4 exons. The coding region runs from base 7 to 711 and encodes 234 amino acids.
CAUACCAUGACUGAACCGAGUCCGGCCCAGAGAAGCUCACAGCCAGGUCAAGAGAUGGCGUCAGUGAAGCUGGAGGACUGCAGUCAAACACUGGAGCUCAAUGUGAUUGUCAAAAAAGAGGAAGAGGAGGAUGAGAGAAGAACCGAGGAAGAGAACGGAGGAGUAGAACAGGAGAGGGAAGACGGUAACGUUGACUCGGAAACAGGAGAGGGUGCCAGCUCAGACAAAGAGAGACCGUUCCUCUGCUCCCAGUGUGGUAAGCGGUUCACUGCACCAAGCAGCCUGAAGACUCACAUGCAGAGACACAGCGGAGAGAAACCCCACCAGUGCUCCUUCUGUGGGAAGCGCUUCCUACGAUCCACAGACCUGAAGAGACACCAGAUGAUCCACAAAGCAGUCACCUCGGACAGACCGUACCGCUGUUCGGAGUGCGGCAAGACGUUCACCUCGCCCACCAGCCUGAGGAUCCACCUGAAGAUCCACAGCGAAGACAAACCCCACCAGUGUUCCGUCUGCGGGAAGCGUUUCCUGUGGCUGUGUGUUCUGAAGAGACACCAGGUGGCGCACAAAGAGGCCAGGACCUCAAGAGAUACCAGGAGGAUCCACAAAGGUGAGAGGACAGUUACCAAGAGAUCCACAAAGGUGAUAGAGAGACACCAGGAGAUACACAAAGGUGAGAGAGACAGUUACCGGGAGAUCUCACGAAGGUAA